AUGGGGUCGCUAGGGACUUAUUUCCUAGAUGUUGUCUACUCCUUCACAAACUGCAUGGUCUGCUUCCCAAGCUCACCGCAACUUAAAAUCAAUUCUCGGAGCUUCAAGAUCUUGCGAUUACUGGGUGAAGGCGGAUUUUCCUACGUCUACCUCGUUCAGGACAAUUCGAAUCAACAACUCCUCGCCCUGAAGAAGAUCCGAUGUCCCUUUGGCCAAGAAUCCGUGAGCCUGGCGCUCAAGGAAGUCGAAGCCUACACCCUCUUCUCGCCACACCCAAACAUCAUACACAGCAUAGACUACUCCGUCGAGACCGACAAGGGCGAUGCGUCAGCGAAAACAGUAUACAUUCUUCUGCCUUACUACCGCCGCGGUAACCUCCAGGACAUGAUCAAUGCGAAUCUCGUCAAUCACACAAAGUUCCCUGAGCGCCGGCUCAUGGUGCUCUUCCUUGGUGUGUGUAAAGCGCUCAAGGCAAUGCAUCAAUACAAGAUCAAAGGCGGACCGGGUGGCGCGAGAAGUGAGGGCAAAGCGAAGAAGGUACGGAGAGAGGCAGCGCGAGCGGAUGCGCAGGCCGCUGAGACCAUGGAAAUGCGCCCGAGCCGAAAACAUCGCGAACAUGACGAUGACGACGACCAGGAGGCUGAGGGACUGUUGGAAGAUUCAAAUGUCACGAUGGCGCAGGAAGGAAUUGCGGAGGGUGGAGAGAGGGCGUAUGCGCAUAGGGAUAUCAAGCCCGGCAACAUCAUGAUCGACGACGACGGCAAAUCCCCCAUCCUCAUGGAUCUCGGCUCCCUUGCUCCCUCUCCAACACCCGUGACUUCCCGCUCACUCGCCCUUCAAAUCCAAGACACCGCCGCCGAACACAGCACGAUGCCCUACCGCGCUCCCGAACUCUUCGACGUCAAGACUGGCAGUGUCAUCGACACAAAAGUCGACAUUUGGUCGUUGGGUUGCACACUAUACGCGUGUCUUGUUGGCAAGAGCCCCUUCGAGUUCAGGUCAGACGAGACGGGCGGAAGCUUGAGCAUUUGCGUGCUUGGUGGUGAUUGGAGAUUUCCGGACGAAGGGCCGCAGAGGGGCAAGGCGAAGCAGACUGAAGAAGUGAUCAGUGAGCCUGUCAAGGAGGUCGUGAGGAAGUGCUUGAAGCUAGAGCCGAGUGAACGACCGGAUGUGGACGAGCUGAUCAGUAUCGUCGAAGAGCUGCUGGAGAGCUUACCUGAGGAUGGAUCGGAGGAUUGA
Messenger RNA from Parastagonospora nodorum SN15, 1239 nucleotides. RefSeq lists its product as hypothetical. Gene Ontology annotation, biological process: regulation of vacuole fusion, non-autophagic; vacuolar protein processing; protein phosphorylation. Gene Ontology annotation, cellular component: Golgi apparatus; cytoplasm. The transcript has 3 exons. NCBI's taxonomy places the organism in Eukaryota, Fungi, Ascomycota, Dothideomycetes, Pleosporales, Phaeosphaeriaceae. The record is from RefSeq and is a predicted model, not a curated record. The coding region runs from base 1 to 1239 and encodes 412 amino acids. Gene Ontology annotation, molecular function: ATP binding; protein serine/threonine kinase activity.